AGUGAACUCUGUUGCGUGCCGCCGUGGAAGCUCCAAGAACGCACCCUAUCUGGGUCUAGCCCAGUGAAUCGAAGCUAGUGUUCUGCACGCCAGGCAAACACCAUUCUAACGUGAGCAAGACUGCGAUAUGGUUAGCCCAGCUUCACGCUAGGUCGGAAUCUCUGUGUAGCGACGGGAAUAUGGUUGCAUCACGAAGCCCAGAUUUGUUGUGGAAGCAGCAUAGCCGGACUUGAGCCAUCGUUGAGGAAGGAAGGAAGGACGUUGAGCUAUCUAGUUGCAAAUUCCUCGGUGGUCAUUUGAUGGUGUGUUUAGCAUGCUACUGAGGCUUUUUCUCUGCUUGCUUAAAAGUGAACAUUUCUGCUACCUACAAAACUUCCACUUUCGACGUAUGGCACUGCUGAGAGAGUAGAGUCAGGUGGGGGCUGGUGCCCAUCGAAAUCCCGCCGACCGAGAGGCAGAAGGAUAGGCUCUAUUACAGGCAUAGGUUUGAGAAGAGAGAGGCUUUUUUUUCCGAACCGUCCGAAGAGACUAAGCAACGCAUCUCUCGUCCACACCUUUUCACGUCAGUCCAUCGCGAGACAGGCUGGUGUUUAGCCGCAUGCAGCGGCUCUGCUAGCAAGAUAGAACGAGAUCGCGAGGCACAACAGCGGGAGAGAUCGAGAGCCAUAGCGAGCCGUUGCAAGGCUUAGGCCUUCGGCGAACAAGGAACGACAGCCACGGAGGUCUCGCUGACCCUCAAUCUCGAUUCGACUUUUUCCUGUCGCGCUUUCGCAGAUGGAAGAAGACAUGGUACCUUCCGGCACGCGCCGGCCAUUACCCUUCCACCCGCCACCUUUCGCGGGCUUAACAACUCCUCCUCGCCCCGAUGCCGCUUUCCUUCCCGCCAUCCCCGCCGUCCCUGGUAGCCUUUUCCCGCACCACAUUCCCGUCGCCGCGACUGCCGGCGCCUUGCACCCGUCUCUCGUACCUCCGCUCUCCGCUACUCUGCCUCUCGCGCUCACUCUCCCGACCUUAGCCGCAGCGGGAGUCCCUCUCCCCGUGCGCGCAGAAAUGGCAGCGUUGGGCGCUGGAACCGCGGGUGGAAUUAGCACACUUGGCGCGGGAGGGCGGGUUUUUGGCGCGGGGGAGACCAGCGGAGGGGUGCCUGCGGCCUCUGGCUGGCAACCCGAUCCGCAGACGAUUAUGGCGAUUGCGGCGGCCGCAGCGGCGGCGGCGGCGGCGGCGGCGGCUCAGGGACAGCGCGGAGCAGCGGCGGAACCGGCAGGGGGAGUUGCGCGACAAGCGGAGGUUUUGACGGGGCUUGCGGGGCUGGGCCGUGUCGCUGGCCUCGGCGCGCCGGGAUUCUCGGGAUCUGCUGUCGCUGCGAUGUCUAGUUACCUGGGAGCUUCUCUUCUUGGAAGCGCGCCCUUGGGCUCGUCAUUAGGUGGCCCCGACGCGUUUAGGGGUGUCCCGGCGGUUGAGGGACUCGGUCCUGGCAUCAACUCGUCCCUUCUGUCCUCCUUCGCGGCACCAAAUUCCGCCGCCGCCGCCGCCACCGCCGCCGCCGCUGCCGCCACUGGUGGCGACCAACUACUUCCCGCGCUCUGGCGCCUCAAUCCCUCGGCGGCUGCGGCGGCGAUGGCGGCUGCUGUUGCGGCAGGUCAGGUCGCGGCGGCGGGUGGUGGCAGGGCAGACGCCGCAUUCGCUGCUGGCGGCAAUGAUGGCACCGUCGGCAUCGGCGGCGGAGUCGGCGGCGUUCCUCCUGGCCUUGAGCACCUGUGGGCUGCCCGCGGCGGAGGGGGCAGUGGGGGAGGGGGGCGGGGCGGGGAGGGCAGGCGCGCGGGAAGCGGCAGCGGCGGUGGCGGGCGGAGCGGGGAGGGCAGGCGCACGGGAAGCGGCAGCGGCGAGGGCGGGGAAGACGAGCGCAGGAGAGAUGAAGGCAGCGGAAGCGGCGGGCGCGCCGGCGUGGGGGAAAGCCUGGAUUGCGCGGCGUCGAGGGCAGCUAUUCGGGCCGUCGCAGCGAUUAGCAUCACAGACAGCGGAAGCGGAACAGGCAUGGUUGGGGAGAGAUUGGCCGGCGAAGGCGGAGGCCGGCGCGGAAGGGGGAGGGCAGCUGCGGGAUUUGCGGGUGGGGGGGGAAGUCGAAUGGGCGGAGGAGCAGCGAGCAGUCAGAGCCCGAGCGUGACAGUAUCAGAAUCUGUUAUUGGUGGUGGUUAUAAUAACGCUGGUGCUGGUGUGGGGUUUGGGGGGGAUGCUGCCGCUGAAACAGGUGGCAGUAGCGCCGCCGCUCGGUCCGCUAUGAUGCUCACGCAGGCCCCUGGUCAAACCUAUACCGCGUACAGAGUGCAGCCGCCACCUGCCCUUCGUCCCCCUCCCCCCCCACCUCCUCCUCCUCCGCCCGAUAUUCACCCUCACGCUCGCCCAUACUUCCAGCCGGUGCCUCCCGCGCGCCCGUCCCUUCCCCCGAAUCUGCCCGCGGCCCCUGUAUUGCCCCCGGGCCUCUUUUUCGUUCCAUCGGCUGGCAACCCUUUUGCUGCUGUGGCGGCGGCAGCAAUGGCGGCGGCGGCCGCAGCAGGAGGAACCGGUGAAGGUGGGUCUGGUGCAGGGCUCAACCCCCUCCUGGGUGCGCUCUCGUUGCCCCUAUUGGCGAACGCUGCUCCACUUGCAGCCGCUCCAGGCGGAAUGGGAGUGGGGGGUUUAAGAGGGUUGGGCGUGGGGGCAGGCGGGGAGAAUCUAGCAGCAGCUGCUGCGGCGUCUCGAGGAGCAACAGAGUUAGGAGCAGCAGGGUCAGGAGCAGGGCUGGGAGGAGGGCUGGGAGGAGGGCCAGGAGCAGGGGCGGUAGGGGGGGGAGGAGGAUAUGGAGGCACGACGGCAGCUGCAGCCGCAGCGUCAGCAGCAGCAGCAUUAGCAGCUGCAGCGUUCGCAGUCGCCUCUGCUCCCUCGUCCUCUGCUGCCGCCGCGGCUGCAGCGGCUGCUGCGGCAGCAGCGGCGGCGGCAGCAGCAGCAGCGUCGGCUUCAGAGCAACCCUCGUCGUCCGUGGUUCCGGCUCUGAUGGGGCUUGGCGGAACGAGAAUGGCAGCAGAUGCAGGUUUUACUGGGGUAGGCGGAUUCGGAGGGGCGGCAGGGAUGGGAGCAGCAGCGCUGGGAGCAGGGCUGGGAGGAACAGCAAGCUUUCCUGCUCUGUUUUGUGCCCCGCCUGCUUCGCAUGCCCCUCUGCUGGGGUCUGGUUUUCCUGCUUCAGCCAUGGCCCCUGCCCCUGUCCCUGCGCCUGCCACUGCUGCUGCCGACUUGAUGCCACCUGCUGUCCCUGGUGCCGUUGCGGGCUUAGGAACUGCUGGUGUCGACGCAGCUUCCGCAGCAGCAGCAGCUGCUGCAGCAGCGUCAGCAGCAGCAGGCGCAGGGGUGCAGUCUAGCACACCAGCAACGGUGAUCACAUCGCUAUCUGAGAACCCGAGCGACCGGCCGUGGUGGUAUCGGCAGGAGGGGUACAAGUGCGGCGUGUGCGGGGCGCACUUCACCUCGGCACAAGCCCUGGGCGGCCACAUGACUCGGCAUACCACACGCAAGAGACGCGUCUCCUCUGCGUCUGCUGCUGCUGCUGCUGCCGCGGCCGCUGCUGGCUCCUCUGCUGCAGCUGGUGCUGCUGAUCCUUGUGUGGAAAAACUGGGGAAGGCGAUUGGGGAAGGAGCAGGGGGAGGCAGUGGUAUAAGAGAGAAAGUGGCUGCUGCUGGUGCUGCUGGUGUGGGCGAGCAUGCAGUAGGCGCAGGAAUAGUCUCUACUGCUGCUGCUGCUUCCGGCGCUGGUGCUUUACCUGGUGUUGUCCUGAGGAAGGCCAUGGCGGCGGGAGAGGGAAAGAUGGCACAAGAAGAGGGGGAGGAGAGGGAGGAGGAGGCGGGGGAGCGCAGGGGUCGUGUGAGGCGCAGAGCAAUCCGCCCUGAAGCGAGCAGUGCCGCUCCGGCCCUUCCAGGCGGUGGUGGCGGUGGCAGUGGCGGUGUUGGUGCUGGUGCUGGUGCUGGUGCUGGUGUGGGUGGGGGUGGCAUGGAUUCACGCGGCGUCAGAGCAGCAGUAGCAGCGUCCACACCCAUAGCGUCAUCGGCAGGAGUCGCAGCAGCGACCGCAGCAGGAACACCAGCAUCCGCAGCAGUAGCAGCAGCAGCCGCAGGAGGAAGAGGAGGAGGAGGAGGCGUGGCUCGUGGUCCCUCUGCUCUUCCCUGGACUCACCCACCUGCCGCCUCACCCGUCGUCCCCGUUAUACACUCCUCCGCUUCCCUCUACGCGCCCUACCACUCCCCCACGUACUCUCUCGCCGCCUCCUGCCGCGCAGGACCCAUGAGCCCUCCCAGUGCAGCAGGCAGCAUGGCAGGCAUAGGAACCACCGCUGCCGCCGCUGCUGCCGCCGCCGCCGCCGCUGCUGCUGCUGAUGCUGGCUCGUUUGGCGGCAUUGCGUCGCUUGGGAGUGCUGGGUCGGGGAGGGGGGGCGUGCGAUCGGACUCGUCUGGCUUUGCCUCGUCCACGCUCUCGCGCCCUGGUCUCGCGGGCUCUGCUGGUUCGUCCCCUGCGUAUGCAGUCACCAUGCCGCCGCCUAACGCGGGCGUGGGAGUGAGCGGGCCAAGGGGCUUGGGCCGGAGGGGGGGGAUUGGUGCAGGCGGAAGCGGUGCUGCUGCUGCUGCUGCUGCUGGUGGGGGCAGUGGUGGUUUUGUUACUGGUGUCGCUGGUGGUGGUGCUGGUGGUGGUGUUCUGGUCGGAUCUGAGGAUACUGGUGAAGCCAAGCUGGGUUCGCCUUGCUCCGAUCCUCUUUCCCACUCCACGCGCCACCCGGUGCUCUCUCCCUUCUCGCGCCCCCCUCCUCCCGCCGCGCUUCACCCCGUGCAGAGGCCCAAGCACCACCCGCCCGCAUUCGUUUUCUCGUCCGCUUCACUCGCUAACGCCCCUGCGCCUGCGCUCAAAGCCUGGAGGGCCACUCAAAUGGGCCUCGGCGACUGGGGGGGCAAGGAUAGGGGCUACUCGGACGAAACUGCUGCUCUAGCUGCUGCGGCGGCGGCUGCUGCUGCUGCUGCUGCUGCAGGGGUUACAGCUCCGGCUUCUGCUGCUGGUGCUGCUGCUUGGGGUGCUGGAGGUGUUGGUGCGAGGGGUGGAAGGGGACUGGAGGACGGCGGGUGGCAGAAUGGAAGCCCUGCGGCAGCGGCUGCAGCAGCGGCUGUGGCGCUGGCAGGGGAGGAAGCGGCUAUGGAGGAGGAACACCAGAUGCAGAAGGGCGGGCGGAAGAGGAUGCGGAUCGACCUAGAGGUGGACAGAGAUGUGGAGAUGGUUGGGGGAGGGGAGAGGGACGGAGUGCAGGGAGGGGAGGACUGGGGGGGGGGGCUAUUGGGUCCGGAGAGGAUCGAGGAGGAUGCUGAGAUGGAAGAGGCGAGGGAGAGGCGUCGAGUCUGGGAGAGGGAGAGAGAGAGGGAGAGUGAGAGGGAGAGGGAGAGAGAGAGGGAGAGGGAGAGGGAGAGGGAGAGGGAGAGUGAGAGGGAGAGGGAGAGGGAGAGGGAGAGUGAGAGGGAGAGGGAGAGGGAGAGGGUGAGAGACGGCGAGAGGGUACAGGCACAGGAGCUUGCAUUCUUUGGGCAUGCGGGGAGCUGGGACAGCUCGAGUGCUUGGCGGCCGUCUCCCCUGGGCCCGCUAACUGCGCCCCCUGCAACCACACCGCCCCCACCUGCAGCAGCAGCGGCAGGGAUAGGGGCGGGAGGAGGAAGGAAUGGUCGAGGUGAAGCAGGUGGUUUGGGGCAGGCGGGGCUAUCUGGGGGAGGGGUACCUGUUUUUGGGUCGGUUCCCCAGGACUGGACUGCCACACCGUCAGGUCCGUUUGUUUUUGAGGGCCCCUCGCCUCAUCCCCACUGGUGGUCGCCAUUUGCUUCCAGCACAUCGGCAGCAGCAGCUGCCGCAGAAGCAGCAGCAGCAGCUGCCGCGUCUGCGCCGGCUUUUGCUUCUGCCCCUUAUGUGCCAGUACCUAUGGCCUUCCCUCCGUCCACUGAUAUUAUUGCACUUGCAGCAGCCGCUGCUGCCGCAGCGUCUGCUCCUCCUGCUCGUCCUGCUCCUCCUCCCCCUCCUCCCCCCCCUGCUCCUGCCCCGGUUCCUCCUCCCUUCCCGUCGUCAGUAGCGUCAUUUCUCCCCGGCAUUGCUCACCAGUUCCCUCGCCCGUCCCAAAACCUGCCUUCUCACUCGUCCAAGCCUCCUCCUGCUGCUUACCCCUCUGCCGCUGCCGCUGCUGCAGCUGCUGCCGCCGCCGCUUUUGCAGCAGCUACCGGUGGUGGGGUGGACGUGGCUUCUGUGCCGUGGCAUCUGAUCCACGCGCAUGUCUCUGGUAACCGGGGCGGCAGUGGAGAUGCAAGUGGGAGCGGCAGUGCUGGUGGUGGUGGUGGCGGCGGCGCCAGUGCGAGUGCCAGCGGCAGUGGCAGCCGCAGCGGCAGCGGCAGCGCCAAGCAUCACCCCCACUUCCCUGCCCACCUCUCCAGACCCCGUGUGCUGCACUCAGGCCUCCUCCCCGGGGGGGCCGACAGCCCAGCAGCUGCAGCUGCGGCAGCAGCAGCGGCAGCCCUGGCGGCAGCAGGGGUUGCGGGAGUGUCUCUGGAUAUGCCGUUUGGGGGAGCGGUGGCGGGGGGAGGGGAGGCGUCUGUAGCCAGCAGCAGUAGCAGCAGCGGGCGCGGGAGCAAGGGCAGCAGGAGCAGCAGGGGCAGUGGAGGCUCUAGUGGGGGGGGGGGGAGGGGCAGCGGGAGUGCGGGGAGGGAGAGUAAGGGUGUGGCGUGGCAAGGAGGAGGGGUGGGGGGAGGAAUGGGGAGGAUAGAGGAGAGGGAGCGGCAUAAGGGCGGAGAGGGUGGGCUGCUGGGGACGAUAUCAAAGAAAAGGAGGGAGGGGCCGUCGCAAGAGUCGGUGAUGGGAGGCAAAACGGUUGUUGCCCUCAGCGGGGGAAGCUCUGCUGGUGUGGGUGGUAGAACAGCAGUGGUGAGAGGAGACGAGGGAGCAGUAGCAAGAGGAGGAAUUGGAGGAGCAGCAGGAGGAGGAAAAGCAGGGGGGGACGUGUUUGCUGCAGGGGGUCUGGCGGCAGUGCCACUGCCCAGCACCCCUCCUCCUCCGGGCUUCUCACUCUCCCUUUCCCUGGCCCUGCCAGACCCCUCCCUCACGGCCAGGCAACAGCAACAGCAGCAGCAAGGGCUGUCUGAAAGGAGCCUGCAUCUGCGGGAGUAUGGUGGUGGCUACGAGGAGCAGCCGCCUCAGGCGGCGGAGCACAGGCAGAGGGAAGGUGGCAGCGGGGCAGCGGCUGCAUGGAUGCAGGCGGAAGAACGGACAGGCGAAUAAACUCAAUACCGCCGUGCUUCUGCCUCGUGUGUUGCUGUUGCUGCUGCUGCUGCUCCUGAUUCCUGCCUCGAGUCCGGGCCUAAGCCCCUGCAUCACGUGCAAACAUGAGAGAGAUAACAAGGCGCAUCACCUCUGUGUGGGCCUCGUCCCUGUGCUCCUCGCCACGCUCACCAUGCUUCCACUGGCCCCUCUCGUGGAUACCAUUUCCCCCCCAACUCGUGCGACCUCCUGCCACACGUCCUGCCACACACACACCUCCAGCCACACCUCCCUCCUCCUCUUCCUCUUCCCCCUUCUCCUCUCCAUCACCAUCCUUCUCACGCCCCUCCUCCCCCCUCUCCCCAACCCCUUGCUCAUCCGCCUCCCGCCGCUCCUUUCCACGCAGUCGCUGUUCCUCCGGCCCUGCAACUGCUGCUGCGGCCUGCGAGUCCCACCUCUCAUGGCCUACUCGCAACCACCGACUGUGCCAUGGACUGCACUGCAGAGCCCCCCUCCUCCUCCUCUCCUGCCUCAUAUCUUCCGUCCCUUCCUCCCUCCUUUACUCCCUCACAUGCCCCCUCCUAUCCCCCCUCCUAUCCCCCCUCUUAUCCCCCCUCCUAUCCCUCUUCUUUUCCUCCCUCAUAUCCUCCUUCCUACCCCCCUCAUAUCCCCCCUCCUAUCCUCCUUCCUACCCCCCCUCAUAUCCCCCCUCCUAUCCUCCCUCCUACCCCCCCUCCUAUCCCCCCUCCUAUCCUCCCUCCUAUCCUCCCUCCUACCCUCCUUCCGUUUCUCCUUCCUAUCCCUCCGCUGCAACGGCUGCUGCAACAGCCCACAACUGCGCCCCACCUGGAGGCACCGCACUAUGGGGCACUACGACUCGAUCUUCAUGCGAUCUCAACAUACCCGCACCACCCUCGUAGUGUAGAGCGGGGUGCAGCGGCUCACGUCACGUGCUGCAUAUCACAAUUUUGGGGUUGGGUUGGGAGGUCGGGAAGUCUGGCAGCAGCAGCAGCAGCAGCAGCAGCAGCAGCAGCAGCUGGGAGUGUGUAGGUAGGGAGGAUACCACCUGGUUACAGCGUUAUGGCUGCUUUGCCCUUCGCCCUCUGUUCACUGCCAGGUGCCGUCACGUCUAGAAAGAUGUUAGCACUUUUACUCCACUCCACAGGCAGGCCUGGUGUUAGUGUAUAAUCGCAUUGUGUGACUGGCUCUCAUGCUUUCUGCCCUUGCUGCUAUGUAGAGAUCGCUUACGGCUGCGUGCUUAUGGAGCAUUGUCUUGCCAAAAGACUCGACGACACUUAAAGCCCGUGGAUAUAAUAGCAAUCAAGAGGGCUGUUUAAU
Molecule: messenger RNA, 8634 nt
Organism: Closterium sp. NIES-67
Lineage: Eukaryota; Viridiplantae; Streptophyta; Zygnematophyceae; Desmidiales; Closteriaceae
Source: the annotation of a GenBank genome assembly